UCUACUGCGCUGACUCUGUUGAUGGUGACAACAAAGCUGUUUUGACAUGAUGCUCACUGUACCUGGCGCCGGAAUUAUCAUAUUAUUUGCUUGGCUCUCUCCAAGUUACGCUCUCUAUUUUCACAUUGGGGAGACGGAGAAAAAAUGCUUUAUAGAGGAAAUUCCAGAUGAAACUAUGGUUAUUGGGAAAUACAGGACCCAGCUGUGGGACAAGCAGACCGGAUCGUUCCUCCCAGCCACCCCUGGCCUUGGAAUGCAUGUGGAGAUCAAGGAUCCAGAUACUAAGAUCAUCCUGUCUCGUCAGUAUGGGUCAGAUGGACGGUUCACCUUCACAUCCCAUACACCAGGCGAGCACCAGAUCUGCCUGCUCUCCAACUCCACCAAGAUGGCCCUGUUUGCUGGUGGCAAACUGAGAGUCCACCUGGAUAUUCAGGUUGGUGAGCAUACCAACAACUACCCUGAAAUCGCAGCAAAAGACAAGCUCACAGAGCUGCAAUUAAGAGCUCGACAAUUACUGGACCAAGUAGAACAAAUCCAGAAAGAACAAAACUAUCAGCGGUAUCGUGAGGAGCGGUUCCGCAUGACAAGUGAGAGCACCAACCAGCGCGUGCUUUGGUGGUCGAUAGCUCAGACGCUUAUCCUCAUUGUCACUGGCAUCUGGCAGAUGAAGCACCUCAAGAGCUUCUUUGAGGCCAAGAAGUUGGUGUAAUGCUCACAGGCCAUCACUGAUUGAGUUCAAGACAGGCAUCACACCCAUACAGAGCUGACUGGCAGAGAGACAUGGUGUCGAUGUGAUUUAGUAGAGAUGCUUAAAAAGGGCAAUUCCGCCACUUUCAACCUCAGUGUACGCAUGUGAAACCAGCUCAUUUAAGGUACUAAAAAAAGUGAUUUUCAAAACCUGCAAUGAGUUUCUUGCUCCCCAUGUCACCACCACAAAUCUGUUUUAAAUCAGUUUUUAAAAUGUUUUAACUUUUGAUGUCAUCGGGUAGAACUUUACUUAUUUUUUUUAUAUAAAAAUAAAUGUGCCAUUUCACAUAUGUUAACACUGGUAUUAUGCUGGAGAUAACGAAUGAGGUUGAGAAGUGGUGGAGUUGCAGCUGAGGGAUAGGGCUGGAGAAAUUUAACCACACAAAUUGUUAGUCACAGCUAUAAAUUCAAGGACUGACCAACUAUGAGAUCAAAAUUGUGUGUUUACAUUUACUUUGUUUAUAAACAUUGGAGUAAAACAAGCUUAUAUUUUAGGUUCUGAUGGGGUACAACAGGUGAACGAAGCUCAUGAGGCAUUUAAGUUAUUCUUCCAGAAUCAAUGGGAACAUAUUCAUUUCUAAGUUUAAAAAUGUAUGUAACAACUGCAGAUUGCACCUUUUAAACCCGGGAAGCAAAUGAAUUGAGGAGAUGCAGUGUGUUUUGUAUUGUCCAUUAUUAUUCAGUGAUUUUAAUUAUUGUGAUAAGUAAGCAGCACCUGUGUCCAUUUUGUUGUAUUAGGUCUACUGCUGUGUAGUUGUUGUAUACACUUUGUUGGACUGUACAUAUAAGCAGUGGCAAAAGUCAAAUUUCAUUUUGUGUCACUUUGGACUAAGCAGUCAGAUCCACAUUACUAGUAUUUUGUAGAUCUUGGUCUUUCUGAAAACUGUAUACGUUUGGUUUGAACACUUGUAUUUGGACUAUAUUGUGAUUUAGUCUACUAACAUGAUUGUAACAUAGCUAAUAAUAGGGAUAUCUUAAUGACUGACCUGUUCACGCCCAAACACCAGUUCACAAGUAGAAUGGCAUCCACAUCCUUACCUUCUGUUGAAGAGCAGUAUCAUUCCAGAAAACAUGGCAUUAUUUAUAUUUCUAGAGGUCCAAACAGCCCCGGUUUUUUAAAGACCAACUAAUCAUUAAAUCAGGUGCAGAUUAAAUUUGAAUGCCCAUGAUAAAAUACCCUUGAGUUAUUCAAAACUGAACAUGGGUUUAGGUUACAAUCUAGAUAUCAGUAAGAUGCAAAUACAAUAUUGUAGUGUUAUGACAAGGAAUAAAGUCACGAGGUUUUCACUUUUGGUUGGCUGUCAUUUCAAUGUACUCAAUAAAAAUGGAAAAAGUA
Molecule: messenger RNA, 2083 nt
Organism: Salvelinus namaycush (lake trout)
Lineage: Eukaryota; Metazoa; Chordata; Actinopteri; Salmoniformes; Salmonidae
Product: transmembrane emp24 domain-containing protein 4-like
Exons: 5
Coding region: 47-709 (220 amino acids)
Biological process (GO): intracellular protein transport; Golgi organization; endoplasmic reticulum to Golgi vesicle-mediated transport
Cellular component (GO): endoplasmic reticulum; Golgi apparatus; endoplasmic reticulum-Golgi intermediate compartment
Source: RefSeq, a predicted model, not a curated record